Molecule: messenger RNA, 2473 nt
Organism: Medicago truncatula (barrel medic)
Lineage: Eukaryota; Viridiplantae; Streptophyta; Magnoliopsida; Fabales; Fabaceae
Product: dihydrofolate synthetase
Exons: 11
Coding region: 200-1927 (575 amino acids)
Biological process (GO): folic acid-containing compound biosynthetic process
Cellular component (GO): cytoplasm
Molecular function (GO): dihydrofolate synthase activity; tetrahydrofolylpolyglutamate synthase activity; ATP binding
Source: RefSeq, a predicted model, not a curated record
AAACGUUUAAAAAUCAUGAACUUAUUCCAUUCAUCGGCACCUGGUCCGACCACCAACUCCUAUCCCAUUCCCGGCGACUCUUUCUCCGGCUCCGCAACUCAAUCUCUCGCCGGAAAAAUCCAGACGAGCCGUGCCGCCGCAUAAUCAAUACUUUCACCUCAUCGCCGCCGCCUCUUCAACCUCACUGUACUCGCACAUCAUGCUUCUGCAUUUCAAAGCAUUUCUAACCUCAUCAUUCUCACACAGAAGAAUCUCCAGGCAAAUGUGUUCGGUGCGAACACUGUGUUCGCUCCGAGAGGAUUCAGAAAUGAAAGAUUUAGUUGAUUACAUUGAUUCAUUGAAGAAUUACGAGAAAUCUGGUGUUCCUACUGGAGCAGGCACUGAUUCGAAUGAUGGAUUUGAUCUCGGUAGAAUGCGACGGUUAUUGGAUCGGUUUGGUAAUCCUCACUCCAAAUUCAAGGCCGUUCAUAUUGCUGGGACAAAGGGAAAAGGAUCAACGGCUGCUUUUAUAUCUAAUAUUCUGAGGACUGAAGGUUAUUCUGUUGGUUGUUAUACUAGUCCACAUAUUCAGACUAUCAGGGAACGCAUUCUGCUAGGAAGAUCUGGUGAUCCUGUUUCAGCGAAAUUGUUGAACAACCUUUUUCAUAAGAUCAAGCAGGAUCUCGACCAAGCAAUUAAAGAGGAAAAUGGUUGCAUAAGCCAUUUUGAGGUUUUCACUGCCAUGGCAUUCAUCUUGUUUGCAGAUGAGAAAGUUGACAUUGCGGUUAUUGAGGCUGGGUUAGGAGGUGCAAGAGAUGCGACGAAUAUUAUCUCAAGCUCUGGACUUGCUGCAGCAGUCAUAACGACUGUAGGGGAGGAACACUUGGCAGCUCUUGGGGGUUCGUUGGAAACUAUUGCAAUGGCAAAGGCUGGAAUUAUAAAACAAGAUCCAUUUUUUUUUGGUGAACAAGUUCCAUCCAAUUCUUAUGUACACAAAAGUAGCAGUUUUUGUUCUAAAGGGGAGCCAAUAAUAAUCAAUUUGGUGUUAGGUGGGCCGUUUCUUCCUCAUAUUGAGCACAUUAUUCGAGAAAAAGCAGUGAGCAUGGAUUCCCCUGUGGUAUCGGCAUCUGAGUCUGGGAAUAACUUAGCAGUAAAAAGUUUCAGCAUACUCGAUGGCAAGCCUUGUCAAAUUUGUGAUAUAGAAAUACAAAUUGUCAAAGACUUGAAACUGUCCUGUAAGUUGCAUGAUUUGAAGCUGCAAAUGCCUGGUGCUCACCAACUUCAAAAUGCAGCAACUGCUACUUGUGUGGCACUCUGUCUUCGUAAUUUAGGAUGGAGAAUUUCUGAUGAAUCUAUAAGGUGUGGGUUAGAGCGUACAUACCUGCUUGGAAGGAGUCAGCUCCUAAAAUCUGAAGAAGCCAAGGCCUUGGGACUUUCUGGAGCAACAAUACUGCUUGAUGGAGCCCACACCAAGGAAUCUGCCAAAGCACUGAUGAAUACAAUAAGGAUGGCGUUUCCCAAGGCUCAAUUAGCUUUUGUUGUUGCAAUGGCGUCUGACAAAGACCAUGCAGGUUUUGCUAGAGAGAUUCUCUCAGGUGCAUAUGUGAAGACUGUUAUUUUGACUGAAGCUGCUGUUGCUGGAGCUGUAACUCGAACAACACCAGCUUCUUUGUUGAGAGAUUCUUGGAUUAAAGCUUCUGAAGUGCUUGGCAUUGACAUUUGUCAUGAUGGAAUGACAGAAUACAGAGAAUUAUUUAAGGAACAGCCAGUAAGCUCAGAAAGCAAUUUGACUGACGGUAAGACCAUAUUGGCUACUGAGUCUUCUUUAAAGGAUUGCUUGAGAAUUGCAAAUGAGAUUCUAAACAGAAGAAGAGAUGAAAAGGGUGUUAUUGUCAUCACUGGAUCACUGCAUAUUGUAUCCUCAGUCUUAGCUUCUCUUGGUGAUUAAUAUGCUUUUACAUAGUGUAUGAUCCACCAUUCAAUAGCAAUGUACUUAUUAAGUCUAGAAUGGAUAUUUUAUAUAUUUAAUAGGAGCAGCAUGAGGCUUAUCUUGUAUUUGAUUAGAUCAAACCAAUGUUUUGUACAAUUGGAUCGGAAAUUAUAUAUGUAUACGUAUCAUCGGAAAUCAGGUUAGGCGGCAUUUAGGGAAAAUAAUCUCUACACUUUCAAGCCCCACUCUCCUUACGGCGCCGCUCUGCUAAGGUUUAUCCCUAUUAUGUUCCAACCGUAUAGUGUCAUAAUCAUCCCUUGUUGGUGCCUAUUCUUCCCUUGUGUGACUGCCUUCUUUCUCUUUUGUUUUGCUCGUUGAUUUGUAGCUUGGCAUCAAUGAGAUGUCUUAUUUUGUCGGUACUGUAUUUUAUUUUGAGUAAGGAACUUAUUGUGGUUAUGACCAAAUUCAACAUUCUUUCGGUCUUACAGAAAACUUGUCAACAUGUGGUUGAUUUGGUCAUUUCAAAGACCACCUAUAAUCGAAAUGGACAAACAUCUACAACAA